UGAAGAAAAACCCACAAAACUCACCAAAACAUCCCCACAUUUCUUCUUCAUUUUCUCAAAAAUACUUCCCAACUUCCUUUCUCUCUCUACAGACCACCCUUUCUUUCUCUAAAACUCAAAUGGCUCCUGAACUUGUGAGUGCAACCACCAAGGCUACCAGCCUGGUCAAGGCAGCCAGCCUGACGAGCCGGGCUUAUGUGACAUUCUUGGCAGGGAAUGGUGACUACGUGAAGGGCGUGGUUGGGCUGGCCAAGGGCCUGAGGAAGGUCAAGACUGCGUACCCGCUAGUGGUGGCGGUCCUGCCUGACGUGCCUGAGGAGCACCGCCGUAUGCUGUUAGCUCAGGGCUGCAUAGUCCGUGAGAUCGAGCCGGUGUACCCGCCAGCGAACCAGACCCAGUUUGCUAUGGCCUACUAUGUCAUCAACUACUCCAAGCUUCGUAUCUGGGAGUUUGUGGAGUACCAUAAGAUGAUAUAUUUGGACGGAGACAUCCAGGUGUUUGAAAAUAUAGACCACCUCUUUGACAACCCAAAUGGCUACUUCUAUGCUGUGAAGGAUUGUUUCUGCGAGAAGACAUGGUCUCAUACCCCACAGUACCAGAUUGGGUACUGCCAACAGUGCCCUGAUAAGGUCCAGUGGCCUAGAGAGUUGGGUCCUAAGCCUCCCCUCUACUUCAAUGCUGGCAUGUUUGUGUUCGAGCCUAGUCUCCCAAUUUAUGAUGACCUCUUAGAGACCCUCAAAAUCACUCCGCCUACCCCUUUUGCUGAGCAGGACUUUUUGAAUAUGUUCUUUAAGGAUGUCUACAAGCCUAUCCCACCAACUUACAACCUUGUUUUGGCCAUGCUUUGGCGUCACCCAGAAAACAUUGAACUUAAUAAAGUGAAAGUUGUUCACUACUGUGCCGCGGGAUCAAAGCCAUGGAGGUAUACUGGAAUUGAAGAGAACAUGAAAAGGAAAGACAUUAAGAUGGUAGUGAAGAGCUGGUGGGACAUAUACAAUGAUGAGUCAUUGGAUUAUAAGAAGACUAACACAUCACCCAUUGAAGGUGAAGCUGACAAAUUCAUGGCGGCAACGGUGUCACAGGCUAACGCUGGUCAUUACAUUACCGCCCCAUCUGCUGCCUAGUUUUUUUUUGGCAAGCUAAGGACAGUAAUAAUAUUAAUGCCUAAACAUAUUUUUCUGGUUUUUGGUUAUGUAUAGGCUUUUCAAAGUUAAGAAGGUGGCCUUUUAUUUUUGAAGUUGGCUUACCUUUUAGUGGAAGAUUGUUGCAAUUAAGGAAGAUAGAGAUUGCUUUUGGUUUCUGAUUAACUUGUAUUCGUUGGGUAUGUGAAUAUUUGAAAAUUUAUGAUUGUACUAAUAUAUUUCAUAGUUUACAAGUGUUGAAUCCA
Camellia sinensis is the source of this 1387-nucleotide messenger RNA. The record is from RefSeq and is a predicted model, not a curated record. Lineage: Eukaryota; Viridiplantae; Streptophyta; Magnoliopsida; Ericales; Theaceae.